Molecule: messenger RNA, 927 nt
Organism: Penicillium malachiteum
Lineage: Eukaryota; Fungi; Ascomycota; Eurotiomycetes; Eurotiales; Aspergillaceae
Product: translation initiation factor eIF2 subunit alpha
Exons: 4
Coding region: 1-927 (308 amino acids)
Cellular component (GO): eukaryotic 48S preinitiation complex; eukaryotic translation initiation factor 2B complex; multi-eIF complex
Molecular function (GO): ribosome binding; RNA binding; translation initiation factor activity
Source: RefSeq, a predicted model, not a curated record
AUGUCUUUAACAAAUUGCCGUUUUUACGAGGACAAGUACCCUGAGGUGGACAGCUAUGUCAUGGUCAAUGUCAAGCAGAUCGCCGAGAUGGGCGCAUACGUUAAGCUGCUCGAGUAUGACAACAUCGACGGCAUGAUUCUGCUCUCUGAACUGUCCCGAAGACGUAUUCGUUCUAUCCAAAAGCUCAUCCGUAUUGGGCGCAACGAGGUUGUCAUUGUGCUGCGUGUUGACAAGGAGAAGGGUUACAUCGAUUUGUCCAAGCGUCGUGUUUCCCCCGAGGAUGUCGUCAAGUGUGAGGAGCGUUACAACAAGAGCAAGGCCGUGCACUCUAUCCUUCGCCAUGUCGCAGAGGCUACCCAGGUUCCUCUCGAGGAGCUAUACCAAAAGAUCGCCUGGCCCCUGGACAAGAAAUACGGUCACUCCCACGAUGCAUUCAAGAUCGCCAUCUCUAACCCCGAGGUGUGGAACGAGAUUGAGUUCCCCAGCGAGCCUGUGAAGAAGGAGCUGCAGCAAUACAUCAGCAAGAAGCUCACCCCCGCCCCUACCAAGGUCCGUGCCGAUAUUGAGGUUACCUGCUUCAGCUACGAAGGUAUCGGUGCCGUCAAGACCGCCCUGCGCACCGCCGAGGCCGAGAACACCCCCGAGAACCAGAUCAAGGUCAAGCUUGUGGCCCCUCCCCUUUACGUCCUGACUAGCCAGUGCCUGGACAAGACCCUGGGUAUCCAGCAAUUGGAGGCUGCUAUCCAAAGAAUCGAGGUCGCCAUCAAGGCUGCUGGUGGUAACUGCACCGUGAAGAUGGCGCCCAAGGCCGUUACUGAGCACGAUGAUGCCAUUCUGCAAGAGCUCAUGGAGAAGCGCGAGCGGGAGAACCAGGAAGUUAGCGGCGAUGAGAGCGGUUCGGAGAGUGACGACGGUGUUCCCGAGUAA